This is a messenger RNA of Nerophis lumbriciformis (worm pipefish), 2463 nucleotides long. The record is from RefSeq and is a predicted model, not a curated record. Lineage: Eukaryota; Metazoa; Chordata; Actinopteri; Syngnathiformes; Syngnathidae.
UCGGCGGUGGUGUGGUAGAUGGAGAGCGAGACCAAGAGGAGGAAAUACUCCACCAGCAGCAACGACUCAGACACCACCGACAGUCAGGUGACGUCAUGGUCCAGGUCGGCCAAGAACGCGGGAACCAGCAUCACGUGGGUACGACAUCAGCACAAGAAGCAUUCAGAGGUGUUUCGCACCGAUUUCAUCACGGCCAUGAAGCUUCCUGACUCGGCGCAGUUGGGUCCGGAUGACUUCUACGUGCUGUCGGAUCCAUGGAGGCAAGAGUGGGAGAAAGGAGUGCAGGUGCCCGCCAACCUAGAGGCCAUCCCGCAGCCUGUGGUCAAGUUACUCCCUGAGUCAAUAUCUGGAACGUCCCUUGAGGGCGACGAGGACCCCAGGCCUCUCCCCGGCCAAGUGUACAGCUGUUACGACCUGGACGACACAGACGUGGCCUGGUUGGAACUCGUGAAUCUCGAGUUUGCGCAGAUGGCGCUACCUGAGCUGGACGAGCUGACGAUGGAGCGCGUCCUGGUGGAGCUAGAGCGCGUGUGCGAGGAGAAGAUGGGGCAGGCCAUAGAGGCGGAGGAAGGCCUAGGCAUCGAGUACGACGAGGAUGUGGUCUGCGAUGUGUGCCGCUCGCCCGAGGGCGAGGACGGCAAUGAGAUGGUCUUUUGCGACAAGUGCAACGUCUGUGUGCACCAGGCCUGUUAUGGCAUCCUAAAGGUCCCGCAGGGCAACUGGCUUUGUCGGACGUGCGCCCUGGGCGUACAGCCCAAGUGUCUGCUGUGCCCCAAGCGGGGUGGUGCCCUCAAGCCCACCCGCAGUGGAACCAAGUGGGUCCACGUCAGCUGUGCCUUAUGGAUCCCAGAGGUGAGUAUAGGUUGUCCGGAGAAAAUGGAGCCCAUCACCAAGGUAUCCCACAUCCCCGCCAGUCGAUGGGCUCUGUCCUGCAGCCUGUGUCGAGAACACACCGGAACGUGCAUACAGUGUUCGAUGCCGUCUUGUAUUGUGGCCUUCCACGUGACGUGCGCCUUCGACCACGGUCUGGAAAUGAGGACCAUCCUGGCCGAGAACGACGAGGUCCGCUUCAAGUCCUUCUGUCUGGAGCACAAUGGCGGCGGAGUGGCCCGACCCGAGUGCACUCCCGAGCUCCCGGAGUCCAAACCGGUACCGUAUUCGGUCUCUGAGAGGGCGGAGCGGGACCAGUUGGAGCGGGACAAAGUGAGCCAGAGGAAGCAGAAGCUCCAGGAACUGGAGGACGAGUUCUACCGACUGGUGGACCCUGGCGAGGUGGCAGAAAACAUGACGCUACCUGUUACCCAGGUGGACUUCCUAUACCAGUUCUGGAAGCUGAAAAGGAAGGCCAACUUCAACCAACCUCUGGUGACUCUUAAACAAGACGAAGUAGACAACUUGGCCCAGCAGGAGCAGGACGUCCUGUACCGUCGACUCAAGCUUUUCACGCACCUCCGACAAGAUCUGGAGAGGGUUCGAAACCUUUGCUACAUGGUGACGCGGCGGGAGAAGAUGAAGCACAGCCUGUGUGACCUCCAGGAGAAGAUCUUCCAUCUGCAGAUACAGCUGCUGGAAGAGGACAUGGCUGGAGAGAAAGCCCAGAAGGGUGGAGUAAAGAGGAAGCAGAGUGCAGGGAAGGAGAGAAAGGAGCGAUGGAAUUCAGACAGUGACUCCCUGCUUAAAGAGCUAGGUCUGUCCAAGUCUUUCCCAUUGGACAACUCAUUGUUCGACAGUUGGCUAGCUCAGUCGGUGCAGAUCACUGCCGACGACAUGCUCAGCAAGUGGGCCCUGGCUUCACAGCACCAGGACAAGAGUGGCAGCCUGCUUUCCGACCAGCUUCUGCAGGGUGAGGAGAAUCUGCUUAAUUUGAUGAUGGAAAACUCCAUGGAGUCCACGUGGAAGACGCCCCAGCUGGGCCGCAAAUCCCGAGGCAGCUGUAAGCCCCGCGCCCGUGGGCACCUGGCCACCUCCGGCACCGUUCCGUCACCACGGGCGCUUGUGUCCGCCGGCUCGGUGUCCAAAAUCUCCACCGUGGAGGGUUCCUGGACGGGCAUGGGGUCAGAGGAGAAGCACGGGGCGGGGUCCCGAGGUUCCUCCGGGGUCUUCCACCUUCACCGCCACCACACCAGGAGUUCUGACCUACAGCCGCCUAUUUCCAAAAUGGACUCCUGCCACAUCUCGGAGGACGGCGGGCCAUGGGGCAGCAAGGGUGUCACGUCAAGAGCGAUGCCCUCCUCGCCAUCUCCGCGGCUACGCGGGUCGCGUCAUGUAAAAUCCAGAGGGCGGGGCGUCGGCAGGGCGAAGUCUGAGGCGAAGGACCGGCAUUUGCUCCGCGGCGACGGUUAUUUUUCCGACGGGGAACAGAGCGACUUGGACACGCGCCCGGGCGGCGCACGCAAACUCCGCCUAGCGCCACUACGUUCCGGAAACGAGGACCUGCUGAGACGAAGCGUCAUGGCCUCUUAA